Plasmodium gallinaceum is the source of this 2892-nucleotide messenger RNA. RefSeq names its product phosphatase 2A regulatory subunit-related protein, putative. The transcript has a single exon. Gene Ontology annotation, molecular function: protein phosphatase regulator activity. The record is from RefSeq and is a predicted model, not a curated record. Gene Ontology annotation, biological process: protein dephosphorylation. Gene Ontology annotation, cellular component: protein phosphatase type 2A complex. NCBI's taxonomy places the organism in Eukaryota, Apicomplexa, Aconoidasida, Haemosporida, Plasmodiidae. The coding region runs from base 1 to 2892 and encodes 963 amino acids.
AUGAAUAAACAUAGUUCCAUUGGAGAUACAACGAUAAAAAGUGAAAAAAUGAGUUUCAAUUUUAAACCUUAUUCACAAUCUUUUUCUGAAAAAUCGGAAAUUAAAGAAUUAAAAAACUUUGCUCGUUUUUUUUUACAAGGAGAAUUAAUGCGCCAAUUUUUACUAGACGAAGAUAUAUGGUUAUUUAUACAAAAUGUAAAAAUAAAGUUAAAAGAAGAUCCCACUGAAAUAGACAAUUGGCUAGAUAAUCAAUUACAUAUAGCAAAAACUAAUGCUAGUAAUUUUUUUAAUUCUGAUAUUCCUCCUUUUCAUCAUUCAAAAAAGAAUGUUGAAUAUAAUAAUUCUAAAAUUGAUAAAGAUUAUGAAAAAAAUAGUUUUAUUAAUAAUGAUUUUUUUAAAAAGAGUAAAUACAAUGAUAAAUAUAUGAAUAAAAAAAGUGAUACAAAAGAAUUAGAAAAAGAUAUGAUAAUAGAGAAUGCAGAAAUGAACAGGAAAUUUAUAAAUGAAUUAAUUCAACAUAACUUAGAAAAUAAAGAGAAAAGGAUAGGAGAUUAUAAAAAAAUAGAAUAUAGCGUUAAUAUGCAAGAAAAAAAUUAUGAUUUUAAUGAAAAAAAGUUAGACAAUAUUGAUAAUAAUAAUAAUAGUAAUAUUAAAGUAGAGAAUGGAAUAAAUAGAAUAACAGUAAUAGAUAAUAAAUAUGAAAGUAAUAAUAAUUUAAAGGAAUAUGUCGAUAAAAAUAGUGAAAAAAAUGUAAUAAAUAAUAAAGAUUAUAUGAAAAGAAGAAAAAAAGAAAUAGGAGAAAAUGAUUUAAGCACGAAUAACAAUUAUAAUGAAGAAACAGAAGAAAAGAAAAUUUUAAUGAAUAUAAAAUCUCAUCUUAACUUAGAGAAUAAUUUAAAGAAUGAUAUUUUCAAUAAAAAACAGAAUAUAAUUAAUACAUAUGAAAAUAAUUCAGCUAAUGUUUUAUAUAGUAAUAAAAAUGAUUUCACAAUAACAAAUAAUAAUAUUAUUAAUAAUGAAAAUGAUAAUGAUUUAAGAGAUGAUAAUAAUUAUAUAAAUGAUUUAAGAAAUAAUGUUUCUAAAAACAAAGUUGAUGAAGAUAAAUUUAAUGAAAGAAAAAAAACAUAUGAAAACAAAUUAGUAGAAACUAAAUUGAAUGAACUCCAAUUUAAAACAAAUAAAUUAGUGAAAAAAGAAAUAGAUGAGGAAAUAAGAAAUGAAGAACCAUUUCAUCUAAAUGAAUUUAAUGAAAAUGAAUUAGCUGAAAAUAAAAUAAAGGAAAGCAGUGCACAUUAUAAAAAUAAAUCAGUACGAAUAGAGUUAGCUCAAAAUAAAUCAACAGAAAAUAAAUUUAAAAAUGAAUUCAAUGAAAAUUUAUGUAAUAAAAAUAAUAAAAUAGUUGAAAAUAAAUUAAAUAUAAAAGUUAAAAAUAACAAUAAUGAAAUGCAAAUUUUAAUACCUAAAGUCACAGUCAAAAUUGGAAGGUUAAUGAAUGAAGAUAGAGAUAUGAAAUUAAAAAAAAUAUUUAACCAAUGUAAUAAUAAAAUGAAUUUAGAAGCUUUUGAAAAUUUAAUAGUUGUGAAUUUUUUAAAGAUAGGGAAAUAUAUGAGUCAUACAUUAUUUUCAAAAAUUGAUAAAGUUAAUAGUGAUUUCAUAACAUAUGAGAAUUUAAAAAAAUUUUUUUACAAUCGCUUUAUCGAUGGAACAAAAGAUCCAAGUUAUUAUGAUGAUGAAAAAUACAAAAAUAUGUUUAAAAAAGGUAAAAAAGAUAUUUUUGAAAGUUAUUUUUAUAAUUCCAUCCAAAAUGAAUAUACAAAAAAUAAUUUAAUCCAUGAUAAUGAAACGGGUGAUUUUCCUUCCAGUCAAAAAGAUCAUAUAGAUGUACCCUUUAAAAAAUGCUCAAUUAUCAAUUUUUUUAAUGCAAUUAAGGAUGAAAAAAAAGAUCAUUUAGAAUUUAAAGAUUUUGAUGCAUAUGUAAGGGAAAUUUUAAGAAGAAACAAGUCUUUAAAAUUUUUAUUAGAUCAUGUAGAAUUUUUAGAAAGAUAUAUAGAAUCAGUUAUAGUUCGUUUAUAUUAUCAUAUAGAUAUAAAUGAUACAAAUAAAAUAUAUUUAAAUGAUUUACGAAAACAUGAUUUAGCUCAUGUUUGGUGUUCUCUAGAUGAUUCUAUAAAAGUGCAACAUGUUAGACAGUAUUUUAGUUAUUCCCAUUUUUAUGUAUAUUAUUGUACUUUUUGUCAAACAAGUAGCUGUAAAGAUAUGUUGAUAGAUGAUAAUGAUUUAUAUCGGUUUGAUAAUCAUUCAUUAAAUGAUUUUAUAGUUAAUAGGAUAUGGUCAAGAAUAUCAAUGAAAUUAGGAGGACCUAACCAAAAAUAUAUGUGCUUGAAUGAUUGGAUUUAUUUUAUAAUGAAUUAUGAAGAUAUGACUUCGAAUAGAUCUAUUGAAUUUUGGUUUAAAUUAAUUGAUUUAGAUGCAGAUUGUGUCAUAAGAGAUCACGAAAUUCAAGUUUUUUUUAAUAUACAAAUGGAACGAUUAAAAUCUCAUUACUUAGAGGAACCUAAAUUCGAAGAUUGGCUGUGCCAAAUGAACGAUGCUAUUCGACCAUCUAAUGAAGGAAAUUUUACUUUAUCUGAUUUUAAAAAAAAUAAAAAAUAUGCUGCAAAAUUUUUUGGUUGUUUGGUUAGUUUAUCAAAAUUAUUAGCAUGGGAAAGUAGGGAUGUACAUAAAGAACUUCAAAUUGAAACAGAAUUUCCUCAUUGGACUCCAUGGGAAAUUUUUUGUAAGACCAAAUAUGAUGAACUGUGUUAUAUAGAAAAUGAAAGUUGCUAUGAUGAAAACUUUGACAGUUAUGAAAACUAUGAUUCGAAAAAUUUAUAUAUCCUAGAUUCAGAUUAA